Messenger RNA from Colletotrichum destructivum, 3858 nucleotides. Its product is annotated as Putative mRNA decay factor PAT1 domain-containing protein. Gene Ontology annotation, biological process: deadenylation-dependent decapping of nuclear-transcribed mRNA; P-body assembly. The coding region runs from base 803 to 3406 and encodes 867 amino acids. The transcript is spliced from 3 exons. NCBI's taxonomy places the organism in Eukaryota, Fungi, Ascomycota, Sordariomycetes, Glomerellales, Glomerellaceae. Gene Ontology annotation, cellular component: P-body. The record is from RefSeq and is a predicted model, not a curated record. Gene Ontology annotation, molecular function: RNA binding.
GCUCUCUGCAACAAACCUCAAUGAUUUAUGAUUCUAUUUACAAGGUAGGAAGGUGUGUGCAUAGAGAACUCGUCUUGGGGAGAAUCGAAAAUGAGAAAGCAAUCAGCAAAACUCCUUUUUCAAGUGAUCAUGGCUCUGAGAGUUAGCGUGUAACCAGACCGAACAGAACAAAAGCUGCACAGUUGGCAGAUUGUUUGAGAAGCUUCAAUUACAUCACCAGAGAUGCGUUGCUUGCGACGCAGCGGAAAUGGAAACCCUGCAAAACCCCUCUAUCCACAUUCGGCGGGCCAAAUUCAGGCCACGAUGAUGAGAGGGGCUGUCCAAGGGAGCCGGUGUGACUAACUGCAUCACGUGACUCAGGUCCCGGUAGCUCGGCCAUCUCAGCUGGCCCAUUGGUCCGGAUAUCACCUGGAAGUGGGGUCUCCAAGGCUCUCAAGCCUCAGUCCCUCCCCCAAGCCCAAGGAUGCGAAUAGUGCAUCACCACUUUGGCCAUUGCAUCCCAACCCCAAGCGACGCGACUCUUUUGUUUCUUUUCGCUGCACCAUACCACACCUGGCGCAUUGUGUUCAACCUUGUGCUUUGGUGGAACUGUUUCCCCUGGAUGUUGAUAUACUAAGCAGACUGGCUAUAAUCUCCUGUUUAUGCCUUGUUGCUUUACUCCCACCCUUUGGAAAUUGUCUUUGACGACAUCAUGAUAGUUUUGGGAGCUGCUCUACUUAAGGCCACCGAUCUCUCAUUCUCUUAGUGUAUACAGCUAUCUCCUCCCUCGUCAAACUAUUUGACGGACCAACUUACCAACACCAUGUCCUUCUUCGGUUUCGACCCCACGCGCCCGAGCCACAACACGGCGGCGCCGGGCUUCUCCCAGGCCCAUGACCCGUUCGCCGGCCUUUCUCGCGGCAAUAUCGAAGAUGACGAUGCCGUCGAGUUCGACGACACGUACGAUGGCCUAGGCGAUCAGCUCGAGGAAAGCGGCGAUGCCUUCAACGACGACACUUUUGGAGGUGGUGGUAACGAAACUAUCUCUUCCGCCCCCGUCGGCAAGGACUUCGACUUCUUCGGCCAAACAGCCAAGGUGUCGGAUGCCAUCGAAGAGGAACAAGUCCGCUACAGUCGCCAGGUCCCGUCGGCGAAGUCAGUUCCCGCACCUGCGCCGGUCCAGCCGCAACAGCACUACCAACAGCAGCCUCAGCAGCCUCAGCCGCAACACCAGCCUCCGCCGAACUACUACUAUCAAAGCCAGCAGGCUCCCAGGCCUGUCCGCACCGGCUAUGAGAAGUACCAAGAGGCAGAGCCUAUUCCCGAUCUCCACGUCGACGCAUCACUUUGGGGCAUGCCUUCCAAGAAGCCCGCCUUUCCCGAGCCUUCCCCGCAGCCGCAAGCCGCCUCUGCUAGCCGCAAGGUGAUGAGUCUGGAGGAGGUGGAAAAGGCAAUGCGAGAGCAGGCUACUCAACGAACUGCCCAGCCCGCUCUUUCCGAGUCUGUGCCUGGCGUUCAAGGCUACCCGGCCGAGCGGCCUGACUACGGCUAUGGUCGACCGGAGGCUGUUCAGCAACAAUCCUUCCAGGGUUCCGAGCAUCAGCAGCAGCACGCGGGUCAGGCUCCUCAGCACCACGGCCAUGCGCACCCUGUCACCAUUCUUCAACGACCCCAAUCCAUCUCCAAACCCACGCCGCCCAUUCAAAACACCCCCAGCCCGCUUGCUCAACCUCCCCACCCUCACGCCCCGCCUACGCAGCCAACCCAGAUCUUGCAGAAUCCCAACAGGCUUUCGGGUGAUGCCGCUCGGAUCGGUGCUCAUAGCCAGCCGCCUCACGGCCAUCACCAAGCUCAUGGUCAUCAAGCGCAUCGAUCACAAGGCUCCAUGGGCCGUGUUCCUCAGGUUGCUCAGCAGCAGCCGCAGCAGCCGCCGCCGCACCUCGCUCACCUUUCCGAGGACGAGAAGGCCGCCUACCUUGACCAAGAAACCAAGCGUGCCAAGCGCAACCACAAGAUUUGGCUCUUGUCCAAGGACAAUGGCCUCAUGACGCCUCAGGACAAGAACUUUGUGACUCGUAUCCAGUUGCAGCAACUGGUUUCGGCCACUGGUAACCCGAUCGAUCAGACCAAUGACGACUCUCUGACCGAAGAUUUCUAUUACCAGGUGCUAAGCCAGAUUCGCGGUGGUCAGCGCCAGAACCCCAAUCAGCCCCUGAACAAUUUCGCUCAGACCUACCUCUUCCAAACUGGAAGCCGUCAGGGUAACAUGAGGAGACAGGGCCGGGCUGCCGAGAACCAUGUCCAGCGAAUGGAGCAGCAGGUUCAGCGUGCUGUCGAGGCUGCCAAGAACAAGCCCAAGAACCCUCAGUUGGUCAUCGCUGGCAGUCUUGGAAAGAUCUCCUUCAGCAACGCCAAGACGCCAAAGCCUCUUCUUAAUAUCAAGCGAACCGAAAGCAGCGGAGAUGCUAACCGGCCUGGUAAUGGCAAGCGACAAGGCGGCUCGAACGGGCUGGACCGUAAGGCCAUCCUGCGAAACAUUGAGAAGGUCUAUAACACCAUCAUGAAGAUGGAAGACCACGCCCGUUUCCUUCCUCCCCCGCCCGCCAAUGGCAACGACGAGGAGUUCCAUGUGAAGCACCAGGCAUGGUUGGAGACGGCCCAGGGGCUCAAUGCCCAGCUCUGGAACGACCUAAAGGUUCACGAGCCCAUUGGUGCCACCACCAUUCACCCUUUUAUCGCGUUCCUGUCGUUCCCCAAGGGCAAGAAGGCCAUCCCUCGCGUCUUCCGACACAUCAGCUUCGAGCAGCGCACCACGAUCCUGACCAUGAUCAUUAUUCACCUUGACCAGCUGGAUGUUGUCUACGGCGCCCAGACUACUGACGGCGAGGUCAGUCUUAACGCUGCUAUGCGCGAGAGCAUUGAACUUUUCUCUGCCGCUGUCAUGCCGAGCCUGUUUGCCUACUUCAACGAGACGGAGCUUGAUAUUGUGACGGGUGUCCUUGGUCUUAUCAGCACCAAGUUGAACAUUGACCUCAUCGCCAAGACUCGCGUGGGCUGCUCGAUGUUGACUCUGAUUCUGAGCCGAGCCGAGCUCCUGAAGCAAGGUGGUGGAGGCUCUCCUCAGCUGUGGGCCGAAUGGGAACAAACCUUCGAUAUGUUCUUCAACAAGCUUGAGCCCACUCUUCACCACAUCUUCCCCGGCAGCGUCAACACGGGAGAAGACGUUGUCGUUUGGCAGCUUCUCGCGGCCGUUGGUGUCAGUGCCAACCCCGAACAACAGCAGCGCCUGGUUCUUGCUGUCAAGGACCGCGUGCUUGAUACCGUCGCUCAUGCAAAGACGCUUCCGGGCGCCAUGGCCACGACGCGGUUGGCCACUGUCAACCUUUUCAUGCACUCGAUUGGCCUGGAUGUUGAUUUGCUUCAGUAAGGGAUUUGAAGUUUGCGAUGAGGGCGUUCGUUGCGCCAAACGUGACGCAGGCCGCACCAGAAUUGAUUUAUAGUAUGCGUUGGACGCUUGGGAUACGACGAACUUGCUCGUUUCGCAUGGCCCGUGAUUUUUUGAGGGCACGGGAGCCGCUGCAUAGGCUGUAGUACUGGGGCUGCAGCUUCUAUGGAGGUUUCCACCUGCGGAAGGGGGUAGCUUGUCCCAAGGUGAUAUGCGCAAAACGAUAUCUCGUGUACAUUGAAGACACGCCUCUUUUUGAGAUGGCGCCGCCAUGUCAGUAUCGGCGGUGCGUUGCGACCAGUCUUGCUAGUUAGAGCAACCCAAAAAAAGAAAUCUGCAUUUGAAGUUCAGAGUCGAAACGAAACUUGAGUCGUCCCAUUCUUGCUUGAAAGAAUCCGGUUUGUCUAUCAUGCCGCCGCAAACGCCUAAGCUAU